Molecule: messenger RNA, 1626 nt
Organism: Oncorhynchus gorbuscha (pink salmon)
Lineage: Eukaryota; Metazoa; Chordata; Actinopteri; Salmoniformes; Salmonidae
Gene: pigh
Product: phosphatidylinositol glycan anchor biosynthesis, class H
Exons: 4
Coding region: 306-875 (189 amino acids)
Biological process (GO): GPI anchor biosynthetic process
Cellular component (GO): glycosylphosphatidylinositol-N-acetylglucosaminyltransferase (GPI-GnT) complex
Source: RefSeq, a predicted model, not a curated record
UGUAGCUUGCCAGUUCGGUCAAAGAGGUUUUCUCAUCGAUGUUGACCUAGUUUUGUGCCAUUAAUAGUCAAUAUUGAGAGCAAGUGAAUUUCCGGAUUCACUGGCUUUGAAGUAAACUAGUAACUUAGCGUAUGCAAAUAUGUUAGUUAUUGUUAAUGGUUUUUAAAUAGUUUAUUCAGUCUCCACAUUGUUAGCUAUAGCUAGUAAGCUGUCUCCUCACUGUGGACAUUAGUUAGACGACAGCUAACGUUAGCUAGACAUCACUCCAAGUUCCAGCUAUUGACAUUCAGUCAUCUAGAGAGUUUAUGCAGAACGGUGACCAGCAUUACAGCAUGGAAGAUGAAACCUACACGGACAUCGACGGCAAGGCCAUCUCUCUGGAGUGUCAAAGUCACUCGGGUUUCUGCAGGGAGUUCACGGUUAGCUCGGCUAAAGUCUCCAUAGGCAGAGUGAUGGCUUACACCUGCGCCGUCUGGCUAUCGGCCUACAUCAUAUUCUUCGUCACCGAGAACACAGCCGUUCUCUCCAGUGCCAUAAUCAUCACCCUGGUCGGUAUGAUGUUUCACAUCCACUUUGUGAAGGUGGACCAUGAGACGCUGCUCAUCAUUGGUUCUCUGGGUGUCCAGGUGUCUUCUAGCUACGCCUCCGGCAGGGAGUCUACAGACUUCAUAGAGAUGGGCAAGAUCAAAGACAUAGUAAUUAAUGAAGCUAUUCACAUGCAAACCGUCAUCUACUAUCUUUGCAUCCUCUUGAAGGACCCCUCAGAUCCAGAGGCAGUGUCUACCGUGGUCCCGCUGUUUCAGAGCUCAAAACCAAGGCUGAACUGCCUGGUCAAAGUGUACAAGAGCUGCCAGGAGAUUCUAGCUAAGUGCUGAUGGUGAUGAUGUCAUUUGGUAAACCGUCUGGGUGAACCACACUGACGCCAUGUUGGAAAAGCACAGUCGCUGACAUCACUGCAUACCGAGCCUUCGACCUACUGACUUCACCGCAUACCAACCCUUCAUACCAAGUCAUGCAGCAUGUUUUGAAUGUUUCUCUGAUUGUGUUAACAAUUCCCAAAUGGAAAGAAAAACUGAUGAUACAACUAUUAUUGUUUUAUCUACUUUUGUCUUUUUUUGAAAAAUUAUUUAUCAGGUCAUUUUCCACACACCAGUUUUUAGUAAUGCAAGACGAGAUCAUUAGGAUGUCAUAAGGUGAAUGCACCAAUUUGUAAGUCGCUCUGGAUAAGAGCGUCUGCUAAAUGACUUAAAUGUAAAUUAGGUCAUCCCACUAAAAUAUACUAUACUCUUAAGAUUCUCAGUAAUAGAGUAGUUUAUGAAUGUAAGUCCUUAUUUAGUGUUACCUAAUGUUGUUAUUUACUUCUAUGUCUUAGAAUCUACUUGAACAGUGUUUGCCUGGAACUAUGUCCCUACUUGAUAAGCUCGAUAACUUUAAGGAUUUCCUGUUGCAACUAUGAAUUUAGAAAUAACCUCUUUUUUCUCUUUUUAUUUUUCUAUAUUAUUAUAUAUUUACAAAUAUUGUAUUCCAUUUGAAGAGUUAAUAGUAUUUAUCAUGUAAUUUAAAUAAGAAUUUGUUCUUAAAACUGACUUGCCUAGUUAAAUAAAUAAAAAAUAUUUUUAAAAUGUG